This is a messenger RNA of Malaclemys terrapin pileata, 4064 nucleotides long. RefSeq names its product aminopeptidase puromycin sensitive (gene NPEPPS). Lineage: Eukaryota; Metazoa; Chordata; Testudines; Emydidae. Gene Ontology annotation, molecular function: zinc ion binding; metalloaminopeptidase activity; peptide binding. Bases 188 to 2815 code for a protein of 875 amino acids. The transcript is spliced from 23 exons. The record is from RefSeq and is a predicted model, not a curated record. Gene Ontology annotation, biological process: peptide catabolic process; proteolysis. Gene Ontology annotation, cellular component: cytoplasm.
CUCUCGGCCCCGCCCCCCUCGCCCGACCGUACUCACUCCUGUGUCGGGAACGCGCCGGGCCGACCCGUCCUUCCCCCCGUGUGUGUGUGUGUGUGUGUGUGUGUGGGUAUCGCUCGCUGGCCGGGCGCGGCGCGCGGCGCGCUCGGUGGGUCCCCGCUGCCUCAGGCCUCCUCCCCCUCGCCCCGCCAUGCCGGAGAAGCGGCCCUUCGAGCGGCUGCCGGCCGAGGUGUCCCCGCUCAACUACGGGCUCUGCCUCAAGCCCGACCUCAUCGACUUCACCUUCGAGGGCAAGCUGGAGGCGGCCGUGCAGGUGAGACAGGCAACCAAUCAAAUUGUGAUGAAUUGUGCUGACAUUGACAUUAUUACAGCCUCCUAUGCACCAGAGGGAGAUGAAGAAAUACACGCCACGGGAUUCAACUAUCAGAAUGAAGAUGAGAAAGUUACUCUCUCCUUUCCCAGUACUCUACAAAAAGGGACGGGGACGUUAAAGAUAGACUUUGUUGGAGAGCUGAAUGAUAAAAUGAAAGGUUUCUAUAGAAGUAAAUAUACCACCCCUUCCGGAGACACGCGCUAUGCUGCUGUCACUCAGUUUGAGGCCACUGAUGCUCGCAGAGCCUUCCCUUGCUGGGAUGAACCUGCUAUUAAGGCAACAUUCGAUAUCUCAUUGGUCGUCCCUAAAGACAGAGUAGCUUUGUCAAAUAUGAAUGUCACUGAUCGGAAGCCAUACCCUGAUGAUGAAAAUCUGGUGGAAGUGAAGUUUGCCCGCACACCUGUGAUGUCAACGUACCUAGUAGCAUUUGUGGUGGGAGAAUAUGACUUUGUAGAGACCAGGUCGUCUGAUGGUGUGUUAGUCCGUGUUUACACUCCUGUUGGCAAAGCAGAACAGGGAAAGUUUGCAUUAGAGGUUGCUGCUAAAACUCUGCCUUUUUAUAAGGACUACUUCAAUGUUCCUUAUCCUCUUCCUAAAAUUGAUCUCAUAGCUAUUGCAGACUUUGCAGCUGGUGCCAUGGAGAACUGGGGCCUUGUUACUUAUAGGGAGACUGCACUGCUGAUUGAUCCCAAAAAUUCCUGCUCUUCAUCCCGCCAGUGGGUUGCUCUGGUUGUGGGACACGAACUUGCUCACCAGUGGUUUGGAAACCUUGUAACUAUGGAAUGGUGGACCCACCUUUGGCUGAAUGAAGGCUUUGCCUCCUGGAUUGAGUAUCUUUGUGUAGACCACUGCUUCCCAGAGUAUGAUAUCUGGACUCAGUUUGUUUCGGCUGAUUACACACGAGCUCAAGAGCUUGAUGCCUUAGACAACAGUCAUCCUAUUGAAGUCAGCGUGGGCCACCCAUCUGAAGUAGACGAAAUAUUUGAUGCUAUUUCUUAUAGCAAAGGCGCAUCUGUAAUCCGAAUGUUACAUGACUACAUUGGAGAUGAGGAUUUUCGGAAAGGAAUGCAUUUGUACUUAACCAGGUUCCAGCAGAGGAAUGCAGCUACAGAGGACCUUUGGGAGAGCCUGGAGAAAUCCAGUGGUAAACCUAUUGCUGCUGUAAUGAGUACAUGGACCAAACAAAUGGGAUUUCCACUCAUUUAUGUGGAAGCAGAGCAGCAAGAAGAGGACAAAGUUCUGAAGUUAGUCCAGAAGAAGUUCUGUGCCAGUGGACCAUAUAGCGGGGAGGACUGCCCUCUGUGGAUGGUUCCCAUUAGUAUUUGUACAAGCGAUGACCCCAGCUGUGCCAAAAUGCAAGUGCUGAUGGACAAGCCAGAGCUGACGUUGGUUUUGAAAGAUGUUAAACCAGGCCAGUGGGUGAAGUUAAACCUGGGAACAGUAGGGUUUUACCGUACUCAGUACAGCCCUGACAUGCUGGAGAGUUUAAUACCAGCGAUCCAAGACCUCUCCCUACCCCCUGUGGACAGGCUUGGGCUGCAGAAUGAUCUCUUCUCACUGGCCCGAGCUGGAAUCAUUAGCACUGUAGAUGUUCUAAAAGUCAUGGAGGCUUUUGUGAAUGAGCCCAAUUAUACUGUGUGGAGCGACCUGAGCUGUAACCUGGGGAUUCUCUCAACUCUCUUGUCCCACACAGACUUCUAUGAGGAAAUCCAGGUGUUUGUGAAAGAUGUCUUUUCACCCAUAGGAGAGAGGCUGGGAUGGGACCCCAAACCUGGAGAGGGUCAUCUGGAUGCACUUCUGAGGGGCCUGGUUUUGGGAAAACUAGGAAAAGCUGGGCAUAAGGCAACAUUAGAAGAAGCGCGACGUCGGUUUAAGGACCACGUAGAAGGAAAACACAUCCUGUCAGCUGACCUUAGAAGUCCUGUAUAUGUAACUGUUUUGAAGCAUGGAGAUGGUGCUACUUUAGACACUAUGCUAAAGCUACACAAACAAGCAGAUAUGCAGGAGGAGAAGAACCGAAUUGAGCGAGUCCUCGGAGCCAUCUCUCAACCUGAACUGAUCCAAAAAGUUCUGACCUUUGCACUUUCGGAAGAGGUACGUCCCCAGGAUACCGUGUCUGUUAUCGGCGGAGUGGCUGGAAGCAGCAAGCAGGGAAGAAGAGCUGCCUGGAAAUUUGUAAAGGACAAUUGGGAGGAACUUUAUAAUCGCUAUCAGGGUGGAUUCUUAAUAUCCAGACUAAUAAAGCUAUCGGUGGAUGGAUUUGCAAUUGAUAAAAUGGCUGCAGAGGUUAAGGCCUUCUUCGAGACUCACCCUGCUCCGUCGGCAGAACGCACUGUCCAGCAGUGCUGUGAAAAUAUCUUGCUGAAUGCAGCUUGGCUGAAUCGGGACGCCGAGAGCAUCCACCAAUAUCUUCUGCAGCGCAAGGCCCCGCCAGCCAUGGUGUGAAUCUGUGCAUGCAGCUACUGCAGUCCUACUGCCUCGUCAGGGGGAGAGGGAGGAGCUACCCAACAGCUGGUUCAUAUGCCAAGAAUUUGGAGUCUUUUCUCAAAGCAAUGGGGAUUGGACAAUGAAUGUAGUUAACUGGUUCCUGCUCACACUCCAGAAUUAAAUUCUAUUAAAAAAAAUUAUCAGCAAUUCAGCAAAAAAAAAGUCUGUAAAUAUGAUAGUAAUAAAAUAGAGCAUAACAAAACUGUGAAACUUCCUCAAGCCUUGUCAGUGGUUAAAAUAUUUAACACCCCCUUCCUACACUCUUAUUGACAGAUGUUCUGUUUUUUUACAUCCCCUAAAAAGGAAACCAGAGGCUCUGGGUCAGUGGAAUUUUGUGAUGUCUGGGGCAGGAAUGGGUUAACACCUCUGUGUAAGACAGAGACCUAAAAGACACUGUAGUGCGCGUCGUGUGGAACAGUUCACUAUGAAAGACAGGUAGCUGGUAUAACAUACUCUGAAUCUGUGCAUAAAUUCCACUUGCGUGGUUUUUGGGAGAUUAUUUUCCUGCAACCUCCAAUCAAAUCCAAGGAUAGUAGGUUCCCCCCCCAUCCCUUCUGUGUCACCUCUUGGCAAAAAGAAAAAUGUUCUGUUGCUCUUUGGUUUUUCUCCUUGGUUCCACUUGCUGAUGUCCUUCUUAGAGAUAAAGGAAUUGUUAAAGAAACAUCUUUCACAGCCACAUUAAAUAAGAGAUCAAUUCAUGCAAUAUUUUUUUCCUUAUUAAAUGCACCCUCAAAAUGCAUGUGAAUGAGGAGCUAGAGUAGUGUGUGACUGGUUUCCCCAUAGCCACCGUUAAGGGGCGGGCACCGUUACUUGUUUAAAAGAUCUAGCUUGUCCAGCCUCCUCAUAGCCAUAGCCACACUUGCUUUUAUUUUUGUUCCUUUGCUGUGAUGUUGAUGGUCAUUUGAUUCAGAAGCCUUAAAUUAGUGAUAACUGGUGUGACUUAGAUGAAGUCUAAGCUGUGUGCCAUCAUUGACUUCACAAAACGGCAUGGUCUACUAAUCAGACAACACUAUCUAAUAAACGAACGUUUGAGUUCCCACAGUUUUUUCUUUUAACAGGAAUUCAUAUUUGGUGUGGCUUAACUGUGUUUCAGAAGGUCAUCAGACUAACUGUCCGACUGCUUCCCUGAACAUUUUUGUGCUAUUGUUUUAAAAUAAAAAAAAAAUUAAAACAGUUGGCGUUAAUAAAAAUGUCAAUGUGAAAUUGA